This is a messenger RNA of Mya arenaria, 3016 nucleotides long. Its product is annotated as thymidine phosphorylase-like. The transcript is spliced from 8 exons. NCBI's taxonomy places the organism in Eukaryota, Metazoa, Mollusca, Bivalvia, Myida, Myidae. Gene Ontology annotation, cellular component: cytosol. Bases 745 to 2121 code for a protein of 458 amino acids. Gene Ontology annotation, biological process: pyrimidine nucleoside metabolic process; pyrimidine nucleobase metabolic process. Gene Ontology annotation, molecular function: 1,4-alpha-oligoglucan phosphorylase activity; pyrimidine-nucleoside phosphorylase activity. The record is from RefSeq and is a predicted model, not a curated record.
UAAGCUAAAUGUUACUUUAUCAUGUCAUAUGAGUUUUUGGAAACUGUUUCACGUAUGGAAAUAAAUUAAUAUCAAAUAUUAUGGUCCGUUUGCGUAAGCUAUAUUUAAUUAGGGCUGUAGUUUAAAUUACCUCGUCUAAUGGCGCCUGUUAUAAAACAGCGAAUGUUUAAAGUACAGGGGAGUUUUGUUUCAGGCUGCGUUAUCUUAAGGAGAUUGAACGGCUUAAGGACUUGACAAGUUGUGUACUCAGUAAUCAGGGCAUGAAUGGGCUUCGUUAGAGUAUGUGAAUGAAUAUAGAUCACGGUUACAACUUCGAUGUACUUUUCUUCCGUACAUGUUUGUAUACUGACAUUUCGCUAUGAUAAGGAGUUUGUAUCGCAAAUACCACAAGAUACGACCUUACUAGUAAGUGGGAGAUAACAGUGUCAGUUUAUAUUUUGACUGGACAUAUUCUGAAGCCAUUAACCGAUAUUUUGCUUUCACAUUCCUACAUACAUGUAGAUUUCCAAACAUUUAUAAAAGCUCUAUAUAUUUCGGAUCACGCUCAAAUACGAUCCAUUCUCGGUCAUCACAGUGUUAAUAACGGUCAGAAAUAAACUUUGCUGAAAGUUGUGAAUCGUAAAGUUGAACUUUAAAUAUCGGAUUGAUUAUUUCUUAAGUUUCAGUGUGAACACUUCCUUAAGAAAAUUUAUUUCCUGCUGCACAAAAAACACAAAUAAGUACCUAAAGAACGGAACGGAAAAAAUGGGUUCUCAAAACAGGCAACGAGUUGAUAGCGUUUUUCGUCUCCGAAUAGCUGACAUAAUAAGGAAGAAGCGUGACGGGGAGUCGUUGUCUAUAGAAGAAAUUGAGUUCUUUGUGGAAGGUGUGGUCAAUCGGUCGAUACAAGAUGCCCAGCUAGGCGCCAUGCUGAUGGCGAUGUACAUCCGCAGCCUUGAUUCUGAGGAGACGACCUACUUGACGCGCGCAAUGACACACAGUGGUGAGGUUCUGAAGUGGCCAGCGGAAUGGAAGGGCAGGAUUGUCGACAAACACAGCACUGGUGGAGUUGGGGACAAAGUCAGCCUGAUUCUCGCACCCGCCUUGGCCGCGUGUGGUAUGAAGGUACCGAUGGUGUCGGGGCGCGGUCUGAGUCACACAGGCGGAACACUCGACAAACUUGAAGCCAUUCCUGGAUUCACGGUUUCCCAAUCGCACGCAAACAUGAUCAAGAUUCUUGAAAACGUCGGCUGCUGCAUUGUUGGACAGACGAGCAAUCUCGUGCCAGCAGACAAAAUUAUGUAUGCCACGCGCGAUGUGACGUCAACGACAGAAAACAUUGGCCUAAUAACAUCCUCAAUAAUCUCCAAGAAAGUCGCCGAGUCAUUGGACGCCCUUGUUCUAGACGUGAAAAUUGGGAAGGGGGCUUUCCUAAAGAAUGAGAAAGACGCACGAGAACUUGCACAAAGAAUGGUUGCCGCCGGAAACGGAUCUGGUGUGCAGACUGUUGCCCUACUUACCGACAUGAAUUCACCAAUCGGAAAGAAAAUCGGAAACGCUUUCGAAGUGGCUGAAUCGAUUGAGUGUCUACAUGGCAAUGGUCCAAACGAUUUAACAGACCUCGUAACAAGACUUGGUGGACAGCUUCUGUACAAAAUCAACGCGGCAGAAAGCAUGGAUGCGGCUAUUAAUAUGAUAGCUUCGACGCUGAAUGACGGAAGAGCCCUUGCCAAGUUCCGGGCCAUGAUCGUGGCUCAGGGUGUCCAAGAGGAAAUUGCGGACAAACUGUGCCGCAAGGGAGCGGAUGUGUUUGAGGUCUUGCCCAAGGCAAAAUACACAUAUGAAAUUCAAUGUGCAAAAUCAGGCCACAUCCACAGCAUCGACUCAAUGAAUUGUGCCAUAGUAACAGGGAAGUUGGGAGCUGGCCGAGCAAAGGCGGGAGAGGUCAUUAACUUCGCGGUUGGAAUUCAUUUGAAAAAGCACAUCGGUGACGCUAUAGAGAAAGACGAAGUUGCGAUGGUGGUCCAUCACGACGAGGAUGGCAUUUUUCCUGAAGAAUUUGCAGGUUUGCUCAAGGACGCGUUUGUUAUUGGUGAUCGCCCGGUCACGCACGCCACACGUGUUCUUGACGUUAUCACGUAACUAUCGAGACGUCAUCACGCUCACCACGCUCAGACAUUAGUUCAUUGUAAAUAAAAUGAUAUCCGACACAACGUGUCGUAAGAAUGUGUAGAAGAAGUUGUUAUAUCUGUUAUUAACAUGCUCUUGAAGAGACAAAAUUCGAUUACACGUUGAUUUCGAACUCUAUGUCGUACAUUUUAUGCAUGCAGUCAUAUUACAAAGGACAUAACCAAUACUGUAGGGACAACAAGGAGUUUUAACUGUUUCAAUAGUGUUGAUGUUGGUACAAAUGGCGACUCCAAAUUGUAUCUUUGUUUUUUCAUUGUAUUUCAUCUAUAAAAAUAUUCAAGUUAUUUCAUCAUGUGCAGCUACUUUGUUACGUUCGUUUGUUAUUGAUUUAUUUGUGUGUUGUUAUUUUAAUUUGAUUUUGUAUAUACCUAUGCAUACAUAUUGUUUGGAUUCUAUAAACAUUCGCCAUAUUGUCAUGUUGAUUAUUUUAGUUGGUGUCACUGGAAAAUGUAAUGAAGCUUUUGUCCCUUUUCCCGCCUUUUUCAUUUAAAUACCAGAGACUUUUCCUAUCUUGCAGAUAACGCUCGGAUUUUUUAUUGGGUCUUGACAGUGUAUGAUAUUGAUUAUUUAUAAAAAGUCGUUAAUUUACAACAAGGAAAGCUUGCCAUUAUUUAGACGGUUGAUAACACACUAAGUAAAUAAGAAUUGCAUUUUUUUUCUUAUGAGAAUCAAAGAGUCAUUGAGUCGAUUGAGAAACUGAUGUUAUGUAACCUUUUUUUUACAAUCUGUUAGGCCGAUAGGUUGAUUUACCAAAUCGUGUAUUAUUUUAAACAUGUUUUUUCUUUGUUGAUAUAUUUUGUUGAUGUAUAUGUUUUACAUUUAGAAUAAAACUGGAUAAUGAUAGUAA